Messenger RNA from Penicillium malachiteum, 441 nucleotides. RefSeq names its product DUF4334 domain-containing protein. Bases 1 to 441 code for a protein of 146 amino acids. The transcript is spliced from 3 exons. The record is from RefSeq and is a predicted model, not a curated record. NCBI's taxonomy places the organism in Eukaryota, Fungi, Ascomycota, Eurotiomycetes, Eurotiales, Aspergillaceae.
AUGUCUACUCCCGAACAAGAAUACAUCGACCUCAUCACUCGCACCGAUAUUUCCGAAGAGGAAUACUUUGCAGUCUUUGAUAAACUAAAGCCAGUUGCACCGGAGAAGGUUAUCGGAAGCUGGGAGGGAGCCAAUGUGAAUAGCAACCAUCCAGCCGAGCAGAAGCUUGCGCUGAUGAAAUGGGCUGGGAAGGACUUUCAUUCCACCGAAGAUGUUGACCCGGUCAUGGUGUAUAAAGACGAUGGUUCACGGGUUUGGAAUGCAGAUUGGGGACAUGCUCUUCUUCGUCAGAUCGAGUGGCGUGGUGUCGUUUCAACAGCUAUGAUAUACGAUGACUUCCCCAUCAUCGAUUAUUUCCGAUACGUCAAUGAUAAUCUCCUUGCAGGCGCUAUGGAUUCAAAGAAUAUGGAGGGGACUUACUUCUUCUACCUGCAUAAAUAG